GGUGCUUCUGUUUCUAUGACUGAUUUAUUUGUAGCUUUAAAUAAAGAAAACCUUCAUUUGUAUGUUAGACAGAAGGAAGAACCAACCUCACAUUUAUAUUUCCAGGAAGAAGGCGGGCUUUAUUCUGAGGCCCCAACAGGAAACAAACAGUGGUCAGAUGGUGAAGUGGCACCAUGAUGGAAACAUCUCUACAACAUCUGCUCUUUUCCUGUUUGCUGGUUUGCUGCAUAAAUAAUGAAGUCCUCCCAGCUGGUCUGACUGUGAGUCCCAGCAGAUCUCAGUUCUUUAAAGGAGACUCUGUGUCUCUGAGCUGUGAGGAGGACAACAUCUCUGCUGGAUGGACUGUGAGGAGAAACACAACCAAAGAAACCAGAACUCAAUGUGGAACAGACUGGGGAGAACCAGCUGGUUCUACCUGUACCAUCAGCAGCUUGUACCCAUUAGACACUGGAGUGUACUGGUGUGAGUCCAGAGAGGGAGCAGCCAGCAGCAGCAUCAACCUCACUGUCUCUGGUGGAUCAGUGAUCCUGCAGAGUCCUGUCCUCCCUGUGAUGGAGGGAGAUGACGUCACUCUGAGCUGUCAAACAAAGACUCCCUCCAACCUCCAAGCUGCUUUCAUUAAAGAUGGCUCCCUCAUCAGGACUGAGCCUGCAGGUCACAUGACCCUCCACCAUGUGACCAGCUCUGAUGAAGGUCUCUACAAGUGUUUCAUCAGUGGUGAUGGAGAGUCUCCAUCCAGCUGGAUCUCUGUCUCAGAAAAACCUUCAACCACCACUGCUACUGACGUCACUGUAGCUCCUCCCCCUAUCUCAGACCCCUCUGGUCUUGUGUUGAGGGUGGUCUGCCACCUGGUGGUGUUCUGUCCAUACUUCAUCUCCACUCUCCUCAUGGUGUCUUUGUAUCGACAAAGAUCCACAGGUAGAGACCGUCCUGUCUCCAUGGUGAUAAACGAGACUGAGCAGGGAUUGGAUGAAAACUAUGAUGACAUCAUGACUGUCGUCACAACAGAGCAUCACUUCUGAAAUGAUUUUGUCUCUUUGAAUCAGAAAUUAUUAAAACUAACGAGGAAACUUGAAUAUUGAGCUUUU
This is a messenger RNA of Girardinichthys multiradiatus, 1088 nucleotides long. RefSeq names its product Fc receptor-like protein 5. Bases 174 to 1022 code for a protein of 282 amino acids. Gene Ontology annotation, biological process: cell surface receptor signaling pathway. Gene Ontology annotation, molecular function: transmembrane signaling receptor activity. The record is from RefSeq and is a predicted model, not a curated record. The transcript has 6 exons. Lineage: Eukaryota; Metazoa; Chordata; Actinopteri; Cyprinodontiformes; Goodeidae.